AUGGCUGCUGGCGCUGUGGUUGCUAGCGCUAGUGUUGGUGGUGGCCUAGGGUUGAUCUUGCGCAAGCAAGGAAAGGGGGUAGAACCGCCCGAAGCCCAGCUGGGGGGCACUCGCAACGGCCCGACUCCGACUCGCGAAAUGACGGUUCCAUAG
Molecule: messenger RNA, 153 nt
Organism: Gaeumannomyces tritici R3-111a-1
Lineage: Eukaryota; Fungi; Ascomycota; Sordariomycetes; Magnaporthales; Magnaporthaceae
Exons: 2
Coding region: 1-153 (50 amino acids)
Source: RefSeq, a predicted model, not a curated record